Molecule: messenger RNA, 261 nt
Organism: Monoraphidium neglectum
Lineage: Eukaryota; Viridiplantae; Chlorophyta; Chlorophyceae; Sphaeropleales; Selenastraceae
Exons: 1
Source: RefSeq, a predicted model, not a curated record
CGCCUGACCUCGGCCCUGGCGGCUGGCCCUACGACAGACAUGCGUCAGAUGCUGUCAUGGGCGUUCGAGCCGGCGGACCAGGGUAUGCUGGAAGGACUGGUGGCGCGCGGCCGCGCCGACGCGCGCGCGUGGGUGGAAGCGACGGGCGUCGGCGCGCUCGCGGCGGCGAGGAGGGGCGCGGCCGCGACAGCGGGGGAGAGCGUGGAGGCCGCGGCGGCGGCGCCUUCCGCGACCGCAGGCGGCGGCCUGGUCCUGCCAUAG